CCUUGUAAAAUUGAUCUUGAAAGAAUGUAUAGGCAUGGAAACAUUAACACCAUUCCUAUAGCGUUAUCUGAUUUCUUUGAUUUCGAUAUAACUCAAAAUUUCAAUGAUCGUUUUCCGUUUGUCGGUUUAUCCGGUUGUACCAUAAUUUAUGCCUUUUCUAAAUUCAAUGCACUUUCCAGUUUAUUGAGAAUUUAUAAUUUUAUGGGCAUAAUUAACAUUCGUAGCAAAACGAUGUUGUCUUUAGUGGGGAUUGCUGGAAUCGGUGUUUGUACUUACCUUUUGUACGAUAUGGGAAGAGUUAUACCUCGAAAAGUUGCCAAAAAAAUUAAACAUGAAUUAGUUCAGUCACAAUACAUUGAUCGUGAAGCUAAUCGUAUCACUAGACAAAGCC
Messenger RNA from Racocetra persica, 391 nucleotides. The record is from the annotation of a GenBank genome assembly. Lineage: Eukaryota; Fungi; Glomeromycota; Glomeromycetes; Diversisporales; Gigasporaceae.